AUGCACAAGGCGCUGGCUGUGGCGAUGACGCCGCCCACCCCCGAGCUUGACGUGUUCAAAGACGCGGCGCCUUUCCCGACCAAUCUUCCAACCGACUUGCUCCUGCGCGCUGCCGUCCGCCUCUCCAACGCGAUCGCCGCGCGCGAGGCGCAAGUUCUCCGCGACCAAGUUGACUCGCCGAUCUCCCCCCUUACCGCCUCGAGCCCUGAUGAAUCCGCCGCCACAUGCGACUCACCUCCCGCUCUCGACGAGAUCUCAGCGGCACUCAAUGGCCUCCUUCUCGCAGCCGACAACCUCCGCAUCGCGCCCGACUUCACGGACGGCACGGACUCUUCCGACGUCGAUGUGCCAGGAGUCGACAAUGUCGAAGCCGCACGAUCGGACUCGUCGUACUCGGAUGGCGAGGUCAAUGCUGCGGCCGACAGCGCAAACAACGCGCCUAAUCGCAAGCGCAAGCGCAAACGAAAGCCUCGCAAAAAGGCGAAGGCGAACGGCGGCAAGACCAGCGCCCACAACAAUGGGCACGACGGCCAGCCAAAUGGCAAAAAGGCUGACCAGGCCAAAAAACACCGCAAAAAGCGGCAGCAAGACCGCGCCGACGCCACUGACACCCCUCCCUACGAGCGCCAGCAUUCAAAACACUUCUACAAGUCUCAUCACGGCCUACGUCUCCUCAACCUCAGGACGAUCGAGGUGAAGUAUGUGACGGGCCCGGGCGGAUACGUUGGGAAGAAGAAGUUCGGGCGAAAGGUCUACACAGUCGCGCAACUGAAAGCUAUGGGGUUCAAAGAGCUUGAUUGGGAUGGAGAGUGA
Molecule: messenger RNA, 813 nt
Organism: Peniophora sp. CBMAI 1063
Lineage: Eukaryota; Fungi; Basidiomycota; Agaricomycetes; Russulales; Peniophoraceae
Source: the annotation of a GenBank genome assembly